Molecule: messenger RNA, 1158 nt
Organism: Ixodes scapularis (black-legged tick)
Lineage: Eukaryota; Metazoa; Arthropoda; Arachnida; Ixodida; Ixodidae
Product: kinesin-like protein KIF20B
Exons: 3
Coding region: 1-1158 (385 amino acids)
Source: RefSeq, a predicted model, not a curated record
AUGACACCGAGGUGUGCUGUGAAACCAUGGCUCUACCUCUCGCUGAAAAAGCUACAGAUCCUUCAGAAAGCUGGACGAUGCUUUAAAUGUACAAAACGAAACCAUCUCGUCAAGGAGUGCAGAAGCAAGAUCGCAUGUUCUGAGUGCCAAGGUCGACACGCCACCGUUAUGCGCGAUCCUGAAUUCCUCUCGAGAUUAAGUGAGAAACUGAAGAGACCACGGAAGAUUGAAGUCUCCACUAGUCCCUUGACACUUCAAGCCGCUGUCACUGAUGAAGCAAAAAACGACGGUGCUGCUGCAAACAGCUACAGUUUGAAGCUCAGAAGUCAAUCGCUGCUGGAAGAGAAGUGUCAGCUGCUGGAGAGCGUUCAACAUGCUCUUGCUUCAAAGUGCACUCAAAUGAAAGAAACCACGCGAGAACUUGGAUCAAGAAAAGCAGCCGCUAAGGCUCACAUUGCUGGGCUGUUACAGCAGCUACAGGAGAAAGAAGAGGAUCUCUUGACGUUGCGGGAGCAGUUGAGCACGGCUGUUCAAAAAGCGUAUUCAGAGAUUCAUUCACUUCAACAGAGCUUCGGGGCAAGUGCACAGACAUCUUCGAGGUUGCAGACAGAGUUGAUGGACCUUAGAAGCAGCUUGGAAACAAUGAAGGCCAAGAAAGACUCUAUUGACAGGACACUCAAGGAAGCCGAGGAUGGACUACAAAAGGCUCAAGAUGAGAGCAAACCGCUAGAAAUCUCGCUGAGUACCGUGACCGCAGGCCUCAAGAGUUCUCAGGCUGCAAUGGCCAAACUGAAAGAUGCAUGCACUUUCAUGAAAGUGGAGCUCGGUGUUGCAGAAGCCGAAAAGGCCGAACUGUUGGAGCGGCUGAUCAACUCGCUUCAGUCCACAGAGGAUGUCAAGCAAGAGAAGGAGGCGGUGGACGCAAGGAGCGACACACUGUCUAAGACCGUCAAGCAAAUUGAGUGCAAGUUGUGCGAAACACAGGACAUGGACCGGCAGAAAAAUAAAGAAAUGAUUGUCGAGCUCAGCAGACUACCAGCCGAAAAUCGACUGAAGCCGUUACCUAACCCGACAGUUCCGGACCUAAAGGACGUUGAAGCCGAGACUCUACGGAAGCUCUGGAUGCACAGACAAGAAGUCAUGAAGAGCCUUUGGUAA